Tricharina praecox is the source of this 906-nucleotide messenger RNA. RefSeq names its product vacuolar import and degradation protein-domain-containing protein. Bases 1 to 906 code for a protein of 301 amino acids. The record is from RefSeq and is a predicted model, not a curated record. The transcript is spliced from 3 exons. NCBI's taxonomy places the organism in Eukaryota, Fungi, Ascomycota, Pezizomycetes, Pezizales, Pyronemataceae. Gene Ontology annotation, biological process: proteasome-mediated ubiquitin-dependent protein catabolic process; protein targeting to vacuole; negative regulation of gluconeogenesis. Gene Ontology annotation, cellular component: GID complex; extrinsic component of membrane.
AUGGAUGAUGCCGAUUGGGAUGACACUGGUGCGAUCCUUCGUUCUCGAUUCUUUAGGACUCGACACGGACAUGAGGGGUCACAGGAUUCGCGUCUUCCGGAGGCAUCCAACGAGGUUGAAAAAGCAAUCGAGUAUCUUUCUAAGGUCCGCGGAUGCAAAACUCCCCAGGAGAGCUUACGCUUGGCUGUACGACUGGGAUUUUAUACCGGAGACGAUUGGGCGCGGCUGUUCGACGAACAGCCAAGGUGUGACGAUCUUGUCUUGGAUACAUCGUUCUUGCGAGUUGCUGAAACGUCGUGGCUGGAAGCUGGAGGUGUAUUUUGGGGCUCGCAAAUUGCACCAGCGAUAUCACCUAUCUACGAGAUGUCGUCGACCCGUUCAAACGCAUCUUCGAGUGGCUCAACUUCUAGCCAAUGGACCGUGAAGCUCAGCAUAUCGAGUAUCGACUACAAGCAAUUGCGCCUAACGGGUACGAUGGAGGCAUUCACGGAUGCAAAGACCAAUAUCAAGACUUAUUUCGAGGGCGAGAUUAUAGACUUCAACGGACACUCACUUCAAACCCUCACUUUUGCGAGCACGUUGGGGGAUGAUGCCAACAAUUGGCGCAAGCUGGAUCCUUUCGUUUGUCUUUCCAACCACGAGCUCGUCAAGUGCCUUGUGUCUAGGAAGUUCAUGAAAGAGCUCAAUGAUCGAUGGUUGUUUUUACGCAUCAAAGAGCUUGAUUUUAUCUCUCCGGUGCCAGAGGCAGACGUGGGGGGUCUCACCAUCGGCGGCUUCUACUACCUCGCACUGAGGCGAGAUGAUGGUCGUAUCCAAGGCUACUACUACGACUCGCAGAGCCAACCUUUCCAAGAACUCACGCUGAUGCCCAACAAGCGAUUAUUCCCAUCAUAUGAGUUCAGGUGA